Molecule: messenger RNA, 1330 nt
Organism: Manduca sexta (tobacco hornworm)
Lineage: Eukaryota; Metazoa; Arthropoda; Insecta; Lepidoptera; Sphingidae
Product: UV excision repair protein RAD23 homolog A-like
Exons: 1
Coding region: 122-1111 (329 amino acids)
Biological process (GO): proteasome-mediated ubiquitin-dependent protein catabolic process; nucleotide-excision repair
Cellular component (GO): cytosol; nucleoplasm
Molecular function (GO): ubiquitin binding; proteasome binding; damaged DNA binding
Source: RefSeq, a predicted model, not a curated record
UUUAUCCGAACUAUUUAUAAAAGGUUAUGUUUACUGCAUAAUUUUGUCGAGUCAGAAUUCAGUUCGUGAUUUAGGACAAAAGUUACUGAUUCAUCAGAAAUUUUCAAGAAAACGCAAUAAAAUGUUGGUAACGCUUAAAACAUUACAACAACAAACGUUUCAAAUCGAAAUAGAUCCUGAGGAAUCUGUCAAAGCACUUAAGCUUAAAAUUGAAGUUGAAAAAGGUAAAGAUUAUGCCGCUGGAAAUCAGAGACUUAUUUACGCGGGUAAGAUUUUACUGGAUGACAAUAAACUAAGCACAUACAAUAUUGAUGAAAAAAAUAUUGUUAUAAUGGUGACCAAACCCAAAGUGUCGGAAACUCAAGCAACUCCGGCACCUACUCCUGAAGCGGGUGAAAGUGCUUCCACUGAAAGCGGCGAUGGUAAAAGUAAAGCGACUACUGCAGAACCUCCUAAACCAGAACCCGCCCCAGCACCUGAGCCUGAACGUACCGCUGAACCACCAGCAGCCGCCAGUGACCUUGACUUCGAGUCUACGGUGCAAAGUAUCAUGGACAUGGGAUAUAAUAGACAACAAGUGGAACAAGCACUACGUGCGUCAUUUAACAAUCGCGAGAGAGCUGUAGAAUAUUUAAUAACUGGUAUACCUGAAGACUUAUUACAAGAACAGGAUGCGGAGGAAAGUUCCGAAGAAGAUCCCUUGGGCUUUUUACGUGAUCAACCACAAUUCCAGCAAAUGCGUGCAGUGAUUCAGCAGAAUCCCAACUUAUUGAAUGCAGUGCUACAGCAAAUUGGCCAAACUAAUCCUGCUCUUUUGCAUGUAAUCAGCCAACACCAACAAGCAUUUGUUAGAAUGUUAAAUGAGCCAGUUAAUGCUCCUGCUAGUGGGGCUGCAGCCACCGCCGCAGCUGCUGCAGAUGAUGGUGCUGCUGAUGUGCAAUCACCUCAGCCACAAAAUGUCAUCCAAGUGUCUCCUCAAGAUAAAGAAGCCAUUGAAAGAUUAAAGGCUCUAGGUUUCCCUGAGCAUAUGGUUAUACAGGCAUAUUUUGCAUGUGAAAAAAAUGAAAAUCUUGCAGCAAAUUUUUUACUAUCGCAAAAUUUUGAUGAUUAAAGGUUGAUCCAAAAUAGUAAACUUAUAAAAGUGAAGAGACAAAACUAUAAAAAUAACAAAAGUGUAAUUAAUAUGUUGUUCUUAAGUCAAUAGCCUAAUAGUUUAUUGCUUAUAUUUCAUGUGUAUUUUUUACACAGAAUUUCAAAACUUUUUGUCCUGAUCCAAUAUCUAAUAAAUUUCUUAUUGUUUAUGAUUUCAUUUUAAUAAAUUCCUGUUGGG